CCUCCUAAUCCUGCAGGUGUCGAUGAAUCUGAGUGUGCUGACAUCAGGAACAUUACAUGGCAGGAGUACCGGCAACGUACAAACAAGCUGCAGGUCCAGUACCUGCUACUAACAAGGAGCAACAUGGACUGUGCACAAAGGUUCAACCAGAAUUCACUGUCCACAGCACAACAGUCCUACUUCAAUGUGUCUCAUCCAACAAAGGUCAUUGUCCACGGGUACAGGACCCUAGGCACUAAGCCAUCCUGGGUGAAGGAUCUGGCUCAGGCCCUCCUCAGGGUGCAGGAUGCUAAUGUGCUGGUGGUGGACUGGGUCUAUGGUGCAUCCUUCGCCUACAACCUAGCUGUGGAAAAUUACAAAGAGGUGGCUGUACAAAUCUCUGUCAUCAUUAAUGAGCUCCAGAAACAUGGCUGCGAGCUCAAGUCCUUCCACUUCAUCGGGGUCAGUCUUGGAGCUCACGUUGCUGGUUUUGUGGGAACUCUUUUUAGGGGAAAGAUUGGAAGAAUUACAGCCCUUGACCCCGCUGGGCCCAUGUUUAAAGGAGCCGACACCUUUGAUCGACUGGAUCCCUCUGAUGCCCUGUUUGUAGAUGCUAUUCACACAGACGCCGACUAUUUUGGUAUCUCCAUCCCUGUGGGUCAUGUGGACUUCUUUCUAAAUGGAGGGAAGGAUCAGGUUGGAUGUUCCCGCUCAAAAUUUACAUCAAUGUACGACUAUGUGAUAUGUGACCACAUGAGGGCGCUGUACGUGUACAUGAGUGCACUGGGUGGCUCUUGCCAGUUAACAGGGAUUCCGUGUGGGAGCUUUGAGGACUUCCUGAGGGGACAAUGCGUGGACUGUGAUAUCUUCAAAGGGACAUGUCCAACCAUAGGUUUAUCAGAAAACUGUGGGAUACCAGCCAUGUCUCCAAUUCCAAAGGAGCAAAAGGUUUUCCUCAUCACAACUUCAUCAGCACCUUUCUGUGUUCAUCACAUCCUGCUGGUGCUGCAGGUUUCUGCUUUGGAUAAAAGUGCAGAACUGGAAGUGACACUGACCGUAGAUAAAGUGGGAACACAGCAGACACUUAAUCUUCAGACAGAUACAACAGUAUACAAGGCAGUGCUGACCCACCCUGCGGCUCUGUGUCACAUACACGCCAUCCAGCUGAAGAACACAGGAGCCUGGCUGUACAAGCAGCGAGACAUCCACGUCAAGUCUGUCUGUCUAUCUGAGAUCCCCGCCCUGAGGCGAGAGCAGCCACUCUGUGUGCACAACGUCGUCAUCAGACGAGGAACUCCAUGGUCUCACGACUUAGUGCAAGUGUGUCACACCUUCUGAGGACAGAGCAUCAUCCAGAAACCACUGAACACACAUACAUUGACGCUCCCAGAAACUAAAGAGUGGAGGCAAAAUUCUAUCAUUUGCUGUUGAUGGAUAAAAUAAAACUAUUUUAUGAGGAUGAGAUAAUAUCUAGAAGAGAGCAGUUAGUCGAGUUACACUGAGGUUACCUUUGCUGUAGUUUCUGUAUUGCUCUGAUAUGAAAUUCGUGGAGGACUUUAAAUAAAAAAUAAAAAAAUCUUGCUUUUGCAUAUUAGUCUCGUAACCUGAGGUGUAGCUCUCAGCAUGUGCAGUGUAACUUGUAAAUGUGUCUGUCACCUGUUGGAUAAGCCCAGGUCAGAGAAGAACGUU
Messenger RNA from Thalassophryne amazonica, 1668 nucleotides. It is a transcript of the gene pla1a, whose product is annotated as phospholipase A1 member A. NCBI's taxonomy places the organism in Eukaryota, Metazoa, Chordata, Actinopteri, Batrachoidiformes, Batrachoididae. The transcript has 10 exons. Gene Ontology annotation, molecular function: carboxylic ester hydrolase activity; lipase activity. The record is from RefSeq and is a predicted model, not a curated record. The annotation marks the transcript as partial. Gene Ontology annotation, biological process: lipid metabolic process.